Molecule: messenger RNA, 4572 nt
Organism: Cornus florida
Lineage: Eukaryota; Viridiplantae; Streptophyta; Magnoliopsida; Cornales; Cornaceae
Exons: 15
Coding region: 310-4194 (1294 amino acids)
Source: RefSeq, a predicted model, not a curated record
UGGUGCUUUCGUCUUCCACGGCUUUGAACGAACCUUCGAUUUCAAGCUCCGAACUCAAAAACACCUUAGAAUCUCCAAAAUAAUUCAAACUAAAUUUCGAAUCCCUAAAUUGAUUGAAUCGAUUCAGCUUCAAACCACGGAAGAAUGCAUUUGCACUUGUAGUCUCAUCCAAAGGUGUAAUCUCCUGUUGUAGACUUGUAGUCAUUAAAAAUUCAAGUUUGGCUCUCAUGUGCUGUGGUACUACAGUAUUGUCAUGCACUACUGUGUUUACCGGGUUUAUAACGGAGAGGGUGUGCGGAUACUGAUGCGAUGGCAGCGUCUAGUAAGUUUGAUAUGUCAUCUGGCAGCCCUGAUAGGCCAUUAUAUCCACAGCGUGCAUCCUUCACAGCUGCUUCAUUGGACAGAUUGGGUAGCUUUCGUGAGAAAAUGGAGAAUCCAAUCCUCUCAAGUCUUCCAAGCAUGUCAAGAAGCUGUUCUGCUGUAACACAAGGAGAUGUGUUGAACUUCUUCCAAUGUCUGAGGUUUGAUCCGAAAUCAGUGGCAGAGUAUAAAUUUAGUAGACAAGGGGAUUUUAAGAGGACCACAAGUGUUGCUCUUGGCCUUCCACUUGAUGACUCUCCUUCUGGUUCUUCAAAAGGCAAGCUCCUGCCUUCUCCCUCACCAGAGGAACUGAAACGGCUCAAGGCUGGUCUUCGUGAAAUCUCCAGUAAAGCCAGGGAGCGUGUGAAGAUCUUUAGUGAAGCCUUGUCUGUUAUCAAAAAGUGUUUCCCAAGCAUACCAUCAAGGAAGAGAUCCCGACCAGAUUUUUUGUCCACCGACCGAUCCAAUGCCUCACUCCCGAAUGAUCGGCCAGUUCUAGGGACAGUCAUGGGUAAGAUGGGAAGUCAGAGUCAUGCCAUUGGCAGUGCUUUUGAACUGGAGCAGCAAAAGUCGGAAGAAAGGACCAAAAUUGCCAAUCCAAACAAGCGCACACGAACUUCUGUGGUGGAUACGGAUACGCGUGCAAUAACUCCUGCCAGAGCAUCUGGGAGUAUGGAUAGGGAUAGGGAAAUAUUAAGACAUCCAAAUAGUGGUGCAAUUCAGGGUGAGGAUCGAACAUUAACCAUAGGUGUUGAUGGUUGGGAAAGGUCAAAAAUGAAGAAGAAGCGUUCUGGGAUCAAGCCAGAUGUCUCUCCAAGUCGUAUGACAUCAAAACCUGUUGAUGGCUACAGGGAACCCAAACAAGGAAUGCAGCCAAGACUUUUUACAGAUGCUCGAUCAAGGUUGAAUGACUCUCAUGGGUUCAGGCCUGGAGUUGCUAAUGGAGCUGUUGGAGUUGGAAAAGCAGAUGGCACCUCACAGCAAACUGGCUUGGGCAUGCGUUCAUCCAUCCCUAGGGCCGAUCAGGACAAUAGUUCCCAUGUCCAUGAUAGAAGAGAUCGUCCUACUGGUUUAGACAAGGAAAGGAUGAAUCUCAGAGCUGCUAACAAGACCAAUAUCCGAGAAGAUUUCAAUUCGGCUAGCCCUACUUCAAACACAAAAAUGAACGCAACUGCUCGAUCUCCACGAUCAGGUUCAGGUGUUGUGCCCAAGUUGUCCUUGAUUGUUCAACGAACAACUGCUGCUAGUGAUUGGGAGCUUUCUCAAUGCACAAGCAAGCUCCCUGCUGCUGUUUGGGCUAACAAUCGCAAGCAGCGGACGCCAUCAACAAGGUCUUCAUCACCACCUGUUGCACAUUGUGCUAGCCAGAGGCCCCAAAAGAUUUCCCGUACAGCUAGAAGGACAAAUUUCGUUCCUGUCAUUUCAAGUAAUGAUGAAACCUCUAGUUUGGAUACGGUAUCUGAUGCUGCAGGUAAUGAAAAUGGGUCAGGAUUUGCAAGAAACUUGCCCAGUAAUACUCCUCAACCUGUUAAAUUAAAAGGUGACCACUUUCCUAUGGCUGCGUUAUCAGAAAGUAAGGAGUCAGGGGCCACUGAAACUAAAUAUAGAGAUAAAAUUAAGAAGUCAGAUGAGAUGGAUGGGAAAGCUGGUCAGAACGUUCAAAAGGUGUCAGCUUUGGUGUUGCCACCAAGAAAGAAUAAACUUGUCAGUGGGGAAGAGCUCGGAGAUGGUGUUCGGAGGCAAGGGAGGACUGGCCGAGGUUUUACUUCCACUAGAUCUCUCAUGCCAAUGACAGUUCAAAAGCUUGGCAAUAUGGGAACAGCAAAACAACUCAGAAGUGCCCGAGUUAGUUUUGAUAAGACUGAAAGCAAAGCAGGUCGUCCGCCAACUCGGAAACUUUCUGACCGCAAGGCUUAUACACGUCAGAAACACACUACUGUUAGUGCAGCAGAUUUUCUUGAUGAUGGGCAUGAAGAGCUGUUGGCUGCUGCAAAUGCUGUUAUUAAUCCCAGUCAUGGUUUUCCUAGUCCAUUCUGGAGGCAAAUGGAAGCAUUCUUUUGUUAUAUAUCGGAUGGAGAUAUAGCCUUUUUAAAGCAACAGGGAAAAUCAGUAUCCAGUGUGCCAGCACCAACCUUAGUUCCUCUAUAUGGAGAUAGUUUCAGUACUCCCAGUAAUGGAUUUCGGUUAAUUGAAUCUGAGGAAGCUAUGAAUGGAACAGAAGGUGUUGAACCCAUCCCUGAACAGUGGACAAGGAGUCCUAAUGAAAUUCCCCUUUGUCAGAGACUCAUUGCGGCUCUAAUCUCGGAAGAAGGAAAUGAAGAGCUCUGCUGCAGUGGGAAUGAAGACCUCAAAUUUGAUAUUCAUGGAUCGGAAUUUGAGAUCGAUGCAGAGUUGGAAUCCAGUCCUUUGUGUCAUCGGUCAUCAAGAAACCUUCACCUUGCUGGACGUGCUGCUUUUAAUGGUUACAGGAUAACUUCAACUGGGAAAUCCCUUGAUAAACUCGAGCACAUUGCGCUAGAUAAUGACAUGACAGCCAUCCCAGAAACAGGGAUACUUUCAACUUCUGAUCAUCUUGAAAAUGGCUUACUUUCAGACCAAGCAGUGGUGCCUGGCACGGUCUGUUCUGAGUUUCAGUAUGAUAGUAUGACCAUAAAUGAAAAACUUCUCCUGGAGCUUCAGAGUAUUGGACUUUAUCCAGAGCCAGUGCCUAAUUUAACACACACUGGGGAUGAUGAAAUCAAUGAUGAUAUCAGAAGGCUGGAGGACAAGUACCAGGAACAGGUUUCCAAGAAGAAUGGCUUGCUUGGGAAGUUGUUAAAAUCUGCAUCAGAGACACGAGAGAUUCAAGAAAAGGAGAUUGAACAGCGUGCUCUUGACAAGCUUUUAGCAAUGGCUUAUGAGAAGUAUAUGACUUGUUGGGGUAAGAGUGUCAGCGGAAAAACGGCCAAGCAAGCUGCCUUGGAUUUUGUUAAGCGGACACUAGAGCGAUGCCAAAAAUUUGAAGAUACAGGCAAGAGCUGCUUCAGUGAACCGUUAUUUAGAGAUAUGUUCCUCUCUGGGUUUGCCCACCUCAAUGAUGCACAAACAGCUGGUACUGCUGCUGAUGGUGAAUCUGGCAAACAGUAUGUCAACACAUCUGGUUUUUCAGCUCCGAUGGGUACACAACAAAGCCCUUCUCUCGACAAUCAUGACAAUUAUAUAAAUAAUGUGAUUGCCUCUGUAAAUCCUUCAUCUGAACAAGAUAUUGGUAAAGAAGUCACGUGGUCAGGAAGGAUAAAAAAGAGGGAGUUGUUGCUUGAUGAUGUUGGUACAAUUGGUUCUUCUAGUGCCCCUCCAGUUAAUGGAAGAUCUCUUUCAAGCAGUGCAAAAGGAAAGAGGAGUGAGAGGGACAGAGAGGUUUUAUCCAGAAAUGGAACCACUAAAGUUGGUAGGCCUGUGUCAUGCAAUGUUAAGGGGGAAAGAAAGUCUAAAACAAAGCCUAAGCAGAAAACUACUCAACUAUCUGCUUCUGUCAAUGGCCUUAUUGGCAAGAUGUCUGACAAACCUAAAACACCAUUACCUACAGUUCCGAAGUCGAGUGAGAUGAUUACAAGUGGCAGUGCCAAGGGAAAAGAUGAGUUUGGUUCGGAUGUAUUGGGUGAUACUGAGGGUAUUGAUUUAUCCAACCUGCAAAUCCCUGAAAUGGAUGUUCUAGGUGUUCCUGAUGAUCUUGGUGGUCAAGGACAGGACAUUGAUUCAUGGUUGAACAUGGAUGGAUUGCAAGAGCAUGAUGACUAUGUGGGUGGCCUUGAAAUUCCGAUGGAUGACCUGUCAGACUUACAUAUGAUGGUUUGAACUUGAAGUUGCCUUUUUUGUAUAUUCCUGUUCAUUAUACUAAAUACAGAAGAAACAUAAUUGCCGUUUUCAAGAAAUGACCAACUACACGAAUGGUUGUUUAACUGUCCAGUCCAUAAUUGGGCUAUAGAUUUUUUCGAGACUCCUGCACAAUUUGUUUCAUGUGAUCCCAGUCGGAUGUUUUGGAUUUUGCUUUUUAAGUUGGUGACUUCGACUGUAAAGAUCUUUUUGUUCAAUGUACAAGAUAGUCUGUUGUAGUCGUCGUAUCUUAGGUUUAGCAAACACCGAAUUCUGGUUGUAGCUUUUACAGAUAAGAGAACAAAGCAUUCUGUACAUACAUUUUGAAUUUCCAAUAAAAUCAACUUUUCCUUGAUGCAA